AUGGAGGACCGGUUGCCCUGGCCCGAUGUGUGCCUGCGACUACGGCUCAGCCCACACAUAAAGACACGCUUGAGUGGAAAUGAAAAUGGAUCUGCAGGGGAGAGUAGAGGUUCCAGGAGUGAUGCUCUGCAGCAUGGCACAUCAGGGACCCUCCCCCACUUCCUGCAGGAGCCCGAUGAUGCCUACAUCAUCAAGAGCAACCCCAUCAAGCUCAAAUGCCGGGCCCGCCCCGCCCUGCAGAUCUUUUUCAAGUGCAAUGGGGAGUGGGUACACCAGAGCCAGCACCAGUCUCAGGAACACACCGACCAGGGCACAGGGCUGAAGAUCCGGGAAGUGAUGAUCAACGUGUCCCGUCAGCAGGUGGAGGACUUCCAUGGCCCUGAGGACUACUGGUGUCUGUGUGUGGCCUGGAGCCACCUGGGCACCUCCAAGAGCCGCAAAGCCACCGUACGCAUCGCCUACCUGAGGAAGAACUUUGAGCAGGACCCCCAGGGGAGGGAGGUGCCCAUUAAAGGCAUGAUUGUGCUGCACUGCCGUCCACCAGAGGGAGUGCCUGUCGCAGAGGUGGAGUGGUUGAAGAAUGAGGAGCCGGUGGGCUCAGAUGGGAAUAUCGACACGCGGGCAGACCACAACCUGAUCAUCCAGAAGGCGCGUUUGUCUGACUCGGGAAACUACACAUGUCUGGCCAGCAACAUCGUGGCCAAGAGACGCAGCCUCACCGCCACUGUGGUCGUAUUUGUGAACGGAGGGUGGUCAUUGUGGACAGACUGGUCCGCCUGUAACGUGCGCUGUGGGCGAGGGGUCCAGAAACGCUCCCGUACCUGCACCAACCCCGCCCCUCUCAACGGGGGCACCUUCUGUGAGGGCAUGUCUGUCCAGAAGAGUACCUGUAAUGCCCUCUGCCCAGUGGACGGUGGCUGGGGAGAGUGGACAGAUUGGACGGUGUGCAGUGCGGAGUGUGCGACGCAGCGCAGCAGACAAUGUACAGCCCCGGAGCCUAAACAUGGAGGCAGGCUGUGCGACGGGGCCGCCCUGGGGACAGAUAACUGCACCGGGGGCCUCUGCACUCAGAAUCGAAAGCUGCUACACGACGCCAAGCCACAGGGUCUGGAGGUUAGCAGUGACGUAGCGCUGUAUUCGGGCCUGGCGGCAGGGGUGGUGACUGUGGUGGUGUUGAUUGUGGCAGUGACCCUCUACCGGAGGAACCAGAGCGAGUACGGUGUGGACGUCAUUGACUCCUCCGCCCUCACUGGGGGCUUUCAGUCCUUUAGCUUCAAGACCGCCUGCCAAGUAUGA
Messenger RNA from Oncorhynchus gorbuscha (pink salmon), 1296 nucleotides. Its product is annotated as netrin receptor UNC5D-like. The transcript is spliced from 10 exons. The record is from RefSeq and is a predicted model, not a curated record. NCBI's taxonomy places the organism in Eukaryota, Metazoa, Chordata, Actinopteri, Salmoniformes, Salmonidae. Bases 1 to 1296 code for a protein of 431 amino acids.